AUGGCGGCAACAACGACCACGACCCUCGCUCCCGACGCCGCUGACGCUGCCGGUACUGGUACCGGCAAGGCCGAGCCGGUAGCUGAGGACGGCGCGCAGAAAGUGGACACAGAGGACGGUGCGCUCAACGGUCAUGCGGGUACUUCGGACAACAGCGACGAAGCACGGGCAGCACAGGAAGAGCAGCCCGAUGACGAAGAGGUCGAUUCGGGCGACGAGGAUGAAGACGACGAGGAUGAGGACGAUGAGGACGACGACGAGGAUGACGACGACGAGGAUGACCAGCCGGUCGAUCGCAUUCUAGGGCGCCGCGGUUUACUCGGCGAUGAACAGGCUGAAGCAGAGGCUGAAUCUGAUGCUGAGGUUGAUACUGAGGAUAAACCGACAGACAAGCACGCGGCACCCGCCUCGCCCCGUAACAGCUCACAGCUGGUCUUGCCAGCCCCGACGGGCUCUUUGGACUCCCCCAAACCCUCCAAGGAAGAGACUCGGGAUGCGCCUCGCGACCCGCUAAUGCCGCCACGAGGUCGCUUUUAUAUGCACGAUGACCGCUUGGCUCCCAGUCCACGCGGUCGAGGCCGUGGUCGUGGUCGCGGUCGAGGCCGCGGCCGCGGCCGGGGUCGGGGUGCAGACAAUGCCGAUGCCGAGGGACAGACAUCUUCUCAGGAACCCGAUGCGCGUCUAAACGGACACGCGGACGAUGCCGAAUUUCGGUCCCGCCAAAUUAAUGGUCCUGCGCAGGAUCGUGCUGGGAGCCGCAAAUCGCGUCACUUGUGGGAUUCGCAUACGGAUCAAGGGGCAUGGAAACAUGACAAGUUUGAGGAGCUUCAAAAGCCCAAGCGCAACGAGCCUGACGAUGGCGAACAGACAGUGUCCACUGCGGACGCAGUAUCACAACCCGUAGCAGCGCUGGAGCGUGAGCUGACCUUGCAGCUAGAUGAAUCACCUGCCGUUACGUUUUCGGCCCAGGCUCAGGCUCAGCUGCAGGGACUGAAGCUGGGUGCGCCCGAGGCUCCGGCUCGCCAAGAAUUCGACGGCACAGAGGAACGGGAUCAGUCGACCGUGACACCGGCAGCAGCUGCCAGCACGGGGGUCACGGCGCCCCGCUUCUCGGCCAACCGCACGGCUGCCGCCUCGACGGCGCCCGCAACGGCCACCUCUCCGGCCGCCUCGACCCAAGAGCGCCUUCAGGACAUUCGUAGCCAAGUGCAGCCGGCUGCCGCGGCACAUCGUCAGACGGCGCCACGCCGCAUGUCCCCCCAUCAACAACGUGCCGCUGCUGCCGUCAUGGCCCAAUCCUACAUGCCGGCGCAAGGUUAUGGGAUGAUGGUUCAGAACCCCUAUGGCCCAGGCAUGGUACCCACGACACAGGGUGCAGUCUACGAGCACCAGCCGUACAUGACAGCAAAUGCCGCACCGUUUUAUCCGACGAUGAUGCCCAUGGAUGGCAUGGCUGAGCCUUUCUAUCCAUCGGCGGCCAUGAUGCCCGCCCACACGCAGUCAUCCAAUGGUGGUUAUGGCAUGGGCCCCGUCUACUAUCCAGAUAUGUCCGGGGCUGCGUACAUGGCCGCGCCGUACGCCAUGCAAGGCGUCUACUCCCCUGGCGCCGUCGCCCCACCACCAAUGGGCCAGGGCUCGGUUCCCGGCAUCCCCAGCCCCUACAAGGCUUCUCGAGCUGUCCAGAUUGAUUGA
This is a messenger RNA of Monosiga brevicollis MX1, 1692 nucleotides long. RefSeq lists its product as uncharacterized. The coding region runs from base 1 to 1692 and encodes 563 amino acids. Gene Ontology annotation, cellular component: exon-exon junction complex. Gene Ontology annotation, biological process: mRNA processing. The record is from RefSeq and is a predicted model, not a curated record. NCBI's taxonomy places the organism in Eukaryota, Choanoflagellata, Craspedida, Salpingoecidae. Gene Ontology annotation, molecular function: mRNA binding. The transcript has 11 exons.